This is a messenger RNA of Hymenoscyphus albidus, 1498 nucleotides long. The record is from the annotation of a GenBank genome assembly. Lineage: Eukaryota; Fungi; Ascomycota; Leotiomycetes; Helotiales; Helotiaceae.
CACUUUCCGCCUUUGCCUCGGUUCAUCUUUUGAGGGUCCUCCAUCUCUGUCAGAUUAGUGAAGGAUCCACUUCCCCAGACUCUACUGUCUUCAACAGCUCGAGACUUGUCAUGAACCACAUUCACAUCAAUUCACGGUAGCGACGGACAAGAACCCUUUCACCCAGCCUAUUUGAAGCUUCAGCAAGCUCAAAGCUAUUGCAUAUCAAAGCGUUAACCUCUAAUCACUCUCUAAGCUUCAAUUCACAAUUCCUGAUGGCACUCCCACGAUCCGAAUACCUAUCCUCAGUAUGGAGGGAAGGUAUAUUUGGUACUUCUUCCCCUCCAGUUCAUCAGCAAUAGCAUGACUAGAGCUAAUAUUACAAAAAAGAUGGCAAAGUAGUCUUCUGCACAGGCGGCGCAGGAACAAUAUGCAGCGCUCAAGUCAGAGCCCUCGUCCAUCUCGGCGCAAACGCAUGUAUCAUAGGACGCAACGUAGAGAAGACAGAGAAGAUGGCUCAGAGCAUAGCAACCGCACGGAAAGGAGCGAAAGUGAUAGGGAUCGGAGCAAUCGACGUUCGAAAGAUUGAGAGCUUAGAGCAGGCGGUUGAGAGAUGUGUAAGGGAACUUGGUGGGAUAGAUUACGUGAUGUAAACUCCCCUCCUCUCUCUUCUACGCCCUAUAUUCAAGACAUUCGAAGCUAACUUAUCAAAUAGCGCAGGAGCAGCAGGGAACUUCCUCUCCCCCAUCUCCGGACUCUCAGCGAACGCUUUCAAAACCGUUAUGGAUAUCGAUACCAUCGGAUCCUUCAACACUCUCAAAUCCACCAUUCCCCACCUCCUCGAGUCCGUAAAGAAGAACCCAAAUACCGGACAUAAUACGUCAACUGGCGGAAGAAUACUCUUCAUAUCCGCAUCAUUUCAUUUCACCGGUAUGCCGUUACAGACACAUGCUGCGGCAGCGAAGGCUGGUGUGGAUGCUAUUAUGGCUGGUGCUGCGUUGGAAUACGGUCCUUUUGGUGUGACGAGUAAUGUCAUCACACCUGGUCCUAGUAAGUGGAUUUUCUUUUGGUUCAAUGUGAAAUCCUGAAGGAGAUUCUUGGGUUGCGCCGCAAUUCGCUCUAGGUGUUAGAGUUGCAUUCUCGCUUUUAAUCUCGCCCCCAAACCUCCUCAAACUCUGAAUAUCACACCAUACCUACAAAUCCACUUACCUUCCACCUCUCUAACAAUCCUCCAGUCGCAGGCACAGAAGGCAUGGCCCGCCUCUCCGAUACUUCUUCCACUACGGCCACCAAAAAGAAUCCCCUCGGGCGCUUCGGAACCGUCAGAGAGAUAGCCGAUGGAACGGUCUACCUGUUCAGCGACACAGGUAGCUACGUCAAUGGCGAGGUUCUAGUCAUUGACGGAGGUGGAUGGCGAUCACCAGCUGGUAGCUUCGAUGGUGAGAUGACAUAUCCAGAUUUUAUCUUGCAGGGUGGGGGCUUUGCAAAGGGGAAGGGGGCUAGACAGUCAAAGUUGUAG